Molecule: messenger RNA, 1663 nt
Organism: Schistosoma turkestanicum
Lineage: Eukaryota; Metazoa; Platyhelminthes; Trematoda; Strigeidida; Schistosomatidae
Source: the annotation of a GenBank genome assembly
AGAUUCCCUUUGUUAGAGCGUUAUUCAAAUAGCAUGGUUACAUGCUAGUCUAGAUAUUGUUCAGUGGCAGUCAACUAAAUGGCAGAUGAUCAGGAUGACAUAUUUGUCAUUGAUAAAAGCGGUUCAUCAUUAAAUGACAAGCAACUAGAUAUUACUUAUGAUUUUACUGAUUUGGAGGAGGAAUCUCUUACUACCAGCUCCCAAAACUUUCGAAGCCGGAAACCUGUCUAUGGGAAACGUUAUCACGAGGCGGACUUUGUUAAUAAAUUCAGGCCUGGGAGAAUAUCGUUGGUCUACCUGUCUAUUUUUUUUAUGUCUUAUACAUUUUAGUCGAGAACUGCUUCACAUUUAUCGUAUGAGAACAUUGGGUUAUCCUCCUGGUUGGCUAAAAAAGGCUGCUAUUGGCGGAAGCUUACAAAUUUUCGAUUCAGACAAUUUGGACAGCGUGACAUCUGAACGCAAAGUGUCGUAUAACAGAAGCGCUCUUAUAGGUUAUCCUGGAUUCAAUGUCGAAUUGGACCGCUCAGUUAGGGAUGAUUACUUAUUUUUAAAAUGUCCCCCGAUGCAAAAAUAUCAUAUGCUGGAUAACUUUUAUGCUUCUUUAUCGGGCGAAUCGUCUGAGAAAUCCAGUAUUACAAGCGCAAACGGCAACCCUUCACCCUGUAGUAUAAAGAAAACAGUGGAAACUGCAAUAACCAUUUCCGAUUCAGAGUCUGGUGAAACAAAUUCAACCAGCUCACAAAUGGAAGAUACUCCAGAUGAAGUUGAAGUACUUCGUCCAAAUCCAGAUUUUUUGAUAGUCCAUGCGGCUGAACAGGGGACGCCUACACCAAUUUGUCCUCUGACUGUUACAAAUGAUUUCCCUAAUGAAAAUACUGAUCACUCUUCAUUUUUAUCAUCACAAGCACUUAAACGUCCUUCUUUAGAAGCUUUCAGUAUGGGUAUACAACCGUAUAGGCCAUUUGAAAAUCUUCCUGGUGUACAUGGUGGAUAUCAGCGUGUCCUCAAGUCACUAAAAAAUUCACGUGAGUCAUUAGCCUCUCAUAGCAAUCCAUCAGAUUCAAAAAAUUUACGGGAUAAUGAUUUUCAGUCACCAUCAGCUCGACUGAAUCGUCAUAAUGGCAUUCAGUCUCCUCAUAAACGAAGUCGAUAUUAAAAGAAUACUUUCCAUUUACUUUUGAGUCUAAAAAUUAAAAAAUGUAUAUAUGUGUAAAUUGUUCUAUUCACAUUUUGACAGUAUUCAUUUUAAAUGUGUAUUUUUACUGAUAUAUUUGACUUUGAUUUUAUUUUUUUUCCUGUAAAUAAACAAAUUCAAUUACGUAUUGUCAAUAUCUGUGUCAUGCAUGUCAGUUUUUAUUAAAUAUUUGAAUAUCAUUUUUCAGUCUUCUAUUUUGUGUAUUUAUCAUUAAAAUUUAAAUAUGACUGGUGUUAUCAAUAAUGUACAUACUUUUUCUAGAAAGAAGAAUCAAGAGCUCAGUUACCUGGAUAAUUUGUCAGGAAUCACUGUUUUUACACAUGAGUUUCGACCCGUUGGUGCAUGUAUACACCUAUUUCGGAGAAUUAAAAAGUUUUUAUUUUUUAUAUACAUUGAAUUCGUCUCUCAGAGUUCUCCGUAUUUGUGCUAUUGUUCUAAAGAAUAAUCCACCUAGAAACUUAUGUAAUA